AUGGCUGAUGAUCAGAACGCCGCCGCAAGAGUUAACUACGGCGAAGGCCUCCGGCUAAAGGAGACUUGGUCGAGAUGCGUCACGGAGUGCGGCGCGCACAACUUCGAGCUCCCCGACUACUCGCUGCUCGACGGCAUGGGCGCCGGCAAGUUCGUCAGAUCCAGCAAGUUCAGCGUCGGCGGCUACGACUGGAAAAUCAGGUUCUACCCGGACGGAGAAAAGAUUGCCCCUGCUGCCCCUACCAGCUAUGCAUCGGCCUACUUGAUCUACCUUAGCGAGACGCUGGAGACAAUAACGGGAAAGUUGGCCUUGACUAUGCUGGACAAAGACGGCAAAGUGGUAGCCAGCAAGGAACUGCCGGGACAGCUCGAGCGCGCCCUCAAAGACGGGAAAGAUGCCGACAUCACGCUCCUGGUCGGCGGUAGAGAGUUCGGAGCGCACAGGUUCAUGCUGGCCGCGCGGUCGCCGGCUUUCCACGCGCAGCUCCUUGGUCCCACGGGGGAGAACAAGAACACGCCUCGUGUAAUAGAGGUCGUCGACAUGGAGCCGGCCAUCUUCGAGAUGCUCCUUCACUUCAUCUACACGGACUCGCUGCUGCCGCCGUGCGACGGCGAAGAAGGCUAUGGUGCCCCCAAGAUGCAGCAACUGCUGGUCGCGGCAGACCGGUACGGGCUGGAUAGGCUCAAGGCGAUGUGCGAAGAGAAGUUGUGCAGAAGCAUCGAUGUGAAAACAUUCACGAGUACAUUGGCGCUGGCGAAUGAGCACUGCUGCGAGCGGCCCAAGAAUGCAUGCGACGAGUUCAUGUCGAAGCCAGGACGAGUGAGCGAUGUCCUGUCAAGCGACGGCUUCAAACGCCUCAUUGCAAGUUGCACCCCGCUACCUUUGGAGGACAAAACUGCCCCGAAAAAGAAAUUGAAGUUCUCGUUAAUUAAUUAG
Molecule: messenger RNA, 936 nt
Organism: Brachypodium distachyon (stiff brome)
Lineage: Eukaryota; Viridiplantae; Streptophyta; Magnoliopsida; Poales; Poaceae
Product: BTB/POZ and MATH domain-containing protein 2
Exons: 2
Coding region: 1-936 (311 amino acids)
Biological process (GO): protein ubiquitination
Molecular function (GO): protein binding
Source: RefSeq, a predicted model, not a curated record